Molecule: messenger RNA, 153 nt
Organism: Dictyostelium purpureum
Lineage: Eukaryota; Evosea; Eumycetozoa; Dictyosteliales; Dictyosteliaceae
Exons: 2
Coding region: 1-153 (50 amino acids)
Source: RefSeq, a predicted model, not a curated record
AUGAACAGUCUUCAAGAAAGAAUAAAUAUUGCAAAGUAUGCAAUUACGAUAUCAAAUAUUUUGGUAUUGAAGAUUUUAAAACCCGAUAAAAGAAUUUCUUUUAUAUUCAAAUUAAGAAUAAUUAUGUUAAUAAUAACAUUAAAGUUACCUUAA